GAGAGGGAGAGGAGGCUAAACUGGGGCGGCCCCUUCCUGCACACCCCCCACACCUCCCUCAAAAAAUUUCCCCAACACCCCUCCCUGCAGCAUGAGUGGUCUCCUCCAAGAUGGUUUGGUGAGUGCAAAGGCAGGGGGCGGGGAGCGGUACGCAUAGUGGAGGACGGGCGGGUAGGAGGUGCAGAGGCAGCCAGGCAGGUGGGGAGGGGGCGCUGAAAGGCUCCGGCGAGGAGAGAUGCCCAGGCAGGGAGCGAGGCAUCUCUGGACUGAAGUGGGGAGAGAAUGUGAGGGACCCCCAGAGACACCCCGUCAGACUGAUGCAUCCAUGCAAGGCUCGUGUCUCCUUGCAAAGCUCAUCAGCAUGGAGCAGUGCCGGAGACGUCAUUAGCAAAGGAUGGAUCUCUGUCUCUUAGGGUAUGGCCCCCACUCCCCCCAAUCCAGACAUUUCUUGCCUUAAGAAAGAAGAAGAAAUGGAAGAAGAGGAAACAGAUCAUUCGAGUUAUGCUGAGGUCUGCUCUCCAAAGAUGGAAGAGGAAGACUCAGAUAUCCCUGAAACAGGAAGAUGCCCUGAUGCCCUCCAGGCUGGAAGCAGUGAGAGAUUCUGGGAAAGAAACGUGCAGAAAAUCCUGGGGGAGGACUUCACUAACUCAGAUGUAGCGUGCCAGCGCUUCAAGGAAUUAUGCUACCAGGAGGCCGGGGGUCCCGAAGAGGUUUGCAGCCGAAUCCACAACCUUUGCAACAAUUGGCUGCAGCCAGAAAGACACACAAAAGCUCAGAUUGUGGACCUGGUGGUCCUGGAGCAGUUCCUGACCAUCUUGCCCGCAGAGAUGGCGAGAUGGAUCAGAAAACAUGGUGCAGGGACCAGUUCUCAGGCCAUGGCCCUAACAGAAGGUUUCCUGAGUCAGAAAGAAGGCAAGAAAGAGGAAGAACAACAGGGCCUGGUGACAUCUGAAAAGAUGGCUGCAUGUUGCACAGAAGAGGAGGGGACUCUGCUGCAUCCAGACCAAAGGGCCCUGCACAGGAAUGCUGGAGAAUCAAGGGAAUGUGGCCUCCUUGGGAUAUGUUCCCCACUCCCUUGGAUGCAGGCACUUCUUGCCUUACAGAAGGGGAAAAAGUUGGAAGAAGAGGAAGGACAUUCAAGUGGUGUUGCAGGCUGCUCUCCCAAGAUGGAAGAGGAAGACCCAGCUAACCCUGAAACAGGAAGAUACCCUGAUGCUGUCCAUGGUAGGAGCAGUGAGGGAUUCUGGGAAAGAACCAUGCGGAAGAUGCUGGAUGAGGACACCAGCAGCUCAGAUCUGAAGUGCCAAAUACUCAGGCAGUUCUGCUACAGGGAGGCCGAGGGACCCCAAGAGGUUUUCAGCCAACUCUACAAUCUUUGCCUUCAGUGGCUGAAGCCAGAAAGCCGCACAAAAACUCAAAUUGUGGAUUUGGUAGUACUGGAGCAGUUCCUGACCGUCCUGCCCCCGGAGAUGGAGAGCUGGGUCAGAGAAUGUGGAGCAGAGUCCAGUUCCCAGGCAGUGGCCCUGGCCGAAGGUUUCCUCCUGAGCCAGGCUGGGGACAUAAAGCAGGAAGAGCAGGAGACUCCAGUGACCUUGGAUGGGGCAGCUGUGCCUUUCCCCGAAGAGAAGCCGGCUGUGCUGGACCCAUCCCAAAGAGCUCUGCACACAGAAGUCCUGCUGGCAAAAUGGGGGGCUGUGACCUCUUUAGCAGGUGGUGGAAGGGAGAGCAAGAAAGAAGAUGAAGAGCAAAGCAAGAAAAGUGGAGCAAAGCAGAGACCGGGGAAGAAAUCGGUUGCUUCUGAAGAGGGUGCUGUGCAACAGGAAUGUAAGAAGGAGAACAAAAGGAGCGUGUUUCCUCCGUGUGCAAAAAUUCGAACUGAUCAAUCAAGCUUUGCCACACAUCAGGGAAUCCACACAAGUAAAACAUGUUAUAUAUGCUCAGAUUGUGGAAGGAGCUUUAAGGGCAAGAAAGGUCUUGUAAUACAUUUGAGAAUACAUCAGCAUGAAAUGCCACAUAAAUGCUCUGAGUGCGGAAAGAGCUUUGAUCAGAAGAAAAAACUUAUUAAACACCAACGAAUCCACACAUGGGAAAUGCUGUAUAAAUGCUCAGAGUUCACUUUCAGCCACAAAUUUAUUAAUCAUCCCAUAAACCACACAAAGGAGAAACCAUAUAAAUGUUUGGAAUGUGGAAAGGGCAUCAGUUCGAAAAAGUUUCUUAUUCUGCAUCAAAGAAUCCAUACGGGGGAGAAACCAUAUCAUUGCUCAGAGUGUGGAAAGAGCUUCAGUUACAGCACAGCCUUGACACAACAUUACCGAAAUCAUAAAGGGAAAAAACCAUAUGAAUGUUCUGAGUGUGGAAUGAGCUUCAGUCAGAUGACAAAACUUAGUACACAUCAAAGAACACACACAAAGGAAAUGCCAUAUAAAUGCUCAGACUGUGGAAAGAGCUUCAUUUUCUACCAAAGCCUUGCUAAUCAUCAGAGAAUUCACACAGGUGAGAAACCAUAUACAUGCUCAGAGUGUGGACAGAGCUUCAGUUUCAGCCAUAGCUUCAAUUUACAUCAAAGAAUCCACCGCGAGGAGAAACCAUAUACCUGCUCAGAGUGUGGAGAGAGGUUCAGUCGGAAUACAUCCUUUGCAAGACACUGCAGAACCCACAAAGGGAAAAUGCAAUAUGAAAGCUCAGAGUUCACUUCCUGCCAUAACUUUAUUAAUCACUCCAGAAACCACACAAGGGAGAAACCAUAUAAAUGCUCAGAAUGUGGAAAGGCCAUUAGUUCUAAGAAAUUCCUUCUUCUACAUCAAAGACUCCAUACUGGAGAGAAACCAUAUAAAUGUUCAGAGUGUGGAAAGGGCUUCAGUUUCAGCACAGCUUUGACACAACAUUACAGAAUCCAUAAAGGGAAAAUGCCGCAUAAAUGUUCAGAGUGUGGGAUGAGCUUCAAUAACAAGAAAAACCUUAUUAGACAUCAAAAAUCUCACACAGAGGAUAUGCCAUACAUAUGCACAGUGUGUGGAAAGCGUUUCAGUUUACACCACAACCUUGCUAAUCAUCAGAUAAUCCACACAGGGGAAAUGCCAUAUAUAUGCCCUGAAUGUGGUAAGAGCUUCAGAUACAGGAAAACUCUUACUUCCCAUCAAAGAAUCCACAUAGGAGAGAAACCAUAUGAAUGCUUAGAAUGUGGAAAGAGCUUCACUCGGAGUGCAACCUUCACAAGACAUAAUAGAAUCCAUAUGGAGAAAUGCUAUAUAAAUGCUCCAAGUGUGGAAAGAGCUUCAGUUUCAAUGACAGAACAAGCCUUACUAGACAUCAAAGAACCUACACAGGAGAGAAACCAUCUAAAUGCUCAGAGUAUGGAAAUAAGUGCAGUUGGAGCCCAACCCUUAGAAGAGGUUACAGAAUACACAAAAGGAAAAUGCCAUAUACAGGAUCAGACUUCAAUGAUGGUAGAAGCCUUACUAGAUAUCAAAGAGCCCACACAGGAGAGAAUCCAUAGAAAUGCUGAGAAUGGGGAACGAUCUUCAGUAUGAGGCUUAAUCUACAGGACUACAUUCACAUGGAGCCAGUCUUGUGAAUUUUAGGAAGGCAUGGAGUGUGGAAGAACUUCAGGUGGCGAACAGACUUCACAUGAAAGACAUAUAAAUAAUGAGAGCAGGGCUUUUCUGACCAAUUGGCCUCUAAUGAUAGUGAAUGAACUUUUCUUCCAAAUGACCAUGUGAGUCCCCACCUCCAUGGGGAUAGAUCGAUGCGGCAGAGCUGCCAUUGCCAAACAAGAAGUCUUUGAAUGCCUGGACUCAUUCAUUUCAUGUGAUAGCUUCAUGGUAUGGUAAUAUUUCAUGCUCUCUGUUCCUUCAAGUGUUGAUAAGCUCAAGGAGCUCUACAAAAGAUAUGAGAGUUUUUGUCCUUUUGCAAUGACAACCUAUUUGCAUAUCUACAUCAAGAGUUGCAGGUAUACAAAUAUGACAAAUAUUUAUAUUCCACUGUGUAGGAAUAGCUGCCUAUUCUACCUAUACUUUCACCGCUGCCAUCAACUAGACUUUUUGUAUGGCUGGGUCUACUACAACAGCCCUUACGCUUUUACAAAAAAUACCAAAACAAAUACUCAGUAGAGUGGAAAGGCUCAUAGGCAUGGAGACAAUUAAACAAGCUUCUAAUCUUUAUAUAACAACAACGCUUACUUGGGGGCGGGGAGUUCAAUUAAAACAUUAGCAUUUUUUAGUUUCUUCAUACAGCAAAACCUAGAACACAAAACAAGUACCAAAAGAACAUACAGGAGAAGAGAAAUGGUUGGGAAAACGCAUUAAACUAAGCUAUCUAAACUUGUCCCUGAGAGUCCUCUUUGUUACCUUCUCUUGUCAGCAAUUUCGCUUGUUCCUUCUAGUCACAGUACAGGCUUUACUGUGAGCCUGGACUCACAUCCUGGUCACAGUACAGGCCUGGGGCUCAAUCCAGCCUGGUUUUUCUGUGGUUUCCACUCUGGUUGCAGCCACAGCAUGGAGUGUCCCAGUGCUGGUUUUGUGAUAGCAAGCAUGACUUGUCCCCUUAGCUAAGCAGGGUCUGCCCUGGUUGCAUUUGAAUGGGAGACCACAUGUGAGCACUGUAAGAUAUUCCCCUGAGGGGACAGAGCUACUCUGGGAAGAGCAGAAGGUUCCAAGUUCCCUCUCUGGCUUCUCCAAGAUAAGGCUGAGAGAGACUCCUGCUUGCAACCUUGGAGAAGCAGCUGCCAGUCUGUGUAGACAGUACUGAGCUAGAUAGACCAAAGGUCUGACUCAGUAUAUGGCAGUUUCCUAUGUCCCUAUGUGCUAGCAAUUCUUCAGUUCUGGUUCUCCAACUGUGUCUUCAGAGAGACUCUCUUUCUCUCUCUGCCCACCAACUUUCUCCAGGACCCCUCUCCUGCACACUGCUUCCCAGGACUCUCCAGCAGACUGACUCCAAACUCUCUCAACUCUCUCUCUAUAUAUAUAUGCACAGUUUUACCCAAACAGUUUUUCAAAUAAUCCAACUAGAACAACACACAGUUCCCUCUAUUUUUCAAAAGAUCUUUUCCCUGCAAAAACCAAACUGUCAACUGACAUUCUAAACGUGAAACUUAAAACAAAAACAAAAACCAGGCAUGCACUUGGGACCCUGCUAGCAACACAGAGUCCAGGCAGCAUUCUAGCACAUAUUAUUUUGUGCCUCAUUCCUUCACAACCGCUUUUCGACAAAAGUUCCCGAAGUGGUUCACAUAGAUAUAAAUAAAUAAAAAUGGUUCCCUGUGUCCAAAGGAAAAGAGAGGAACGGUAACUCCUUCAGAAUACAAAUACGAUGAGUAUUUAUAUACCGCUUUUCAACCAAAGUUCCCAAAGCGGUUUACAUACAUAAAUUAAUUAAUUAAUUAAAUGGCUGCCUGUCCCCAAAGGGCUCAAAUUCUAAAAAAGAAACAUAAGAUAGACACCUGCAAAAGCACAGGAGGGAGGCUCUGCUGGGGAUGGAUAGGGCCAGUUGCUCUCCCCCUGCUAAAUAAAGAGAAUCACCACUUUUAAAAGGCUCAUGUUUGCUCAGUUAGCAGGCAGAUGUUCAGACAGCCAAGGCGAGUUCCCCAAAAGCCAGCAGAGUUAUUCAGGGCCCCAGUAAGGAUCUUCCUUGCAACCAUUAGUAGAAUGUAGACCUCUUUCCCCAAGCCAGCUCCCUUGUAUCUCCCCAAACUGUUUUGUAGCCUCCUCAGUCUUGGGUCAUGGAAGAAACAUUUUUAGCCAUUUAAAAACCUCUCUUGAAAGAGCCACUGACCUUCGCUGACUCUCCACACAUCCUCGUAUUUUUGUUGCAUGCUGAGCUUUUUAAAUCUAAUGUGCAUUAAAGAUAUGGCAUCUGUUGGUUUUGUCAAAGUUCUUACUUUAUAUUUUACUGUACUAAUUACUAACUCUAAUAAAUGCAUAUUUACAUUGA
Messenger RNA from Hemicordylus capensis (graceful crag lizard), 5928 nucleotides. RefSeq names its product zinc finger protein 135-like. The transcript has 6 exons. Gene Ontology annotation, molecular function: DNA-binding transcription factor activity, RNA polymerase II-specific; RNA polymerase II transcription regulatory region sequence-specific DNA binding. Gene Ontology annotation, cellular component: nucleus. NCBI's taxonomy places the organism in Eukaryota, Metazoa, Chordata, Lepidosauria, Squamata, Cordylidae. The record is from RefSeq and is a predicted model, not a curated record. Bases 417 to 3530 code for a protein of 1037 amino acids. Gene Ontology annotation, biological process: regulation of transcription by RNA polymerase II.